Messenger RNA from Saccostrea cuccullata (small rock oyster), 1977 nucleotides. RefSeq names its product lysocardiolipin acyltransferase 1-like. Lineage: Eukaryota; Metazoa; Mollusca; Bivalvia; Ostreida; Ostreidae. Bases 169 to 1260 code for a protein of 363 amino acids. Gene Ontology annotation, biological process: phosphatidylinositol acyl-chain remodeling. Gene Ontology annotation, molecular function: acyltransferase activity. Gene Ontology annotation, cellular component: endoplasmic reticulum; endomembrane system. The record is from RefSeq and is a predicted model, not a curated record. The transcript has 5 exons.
GGUUCUCAUGUCAACAAGGGAAGAGUACUAGUUAAUCGUCAUGUCGUUAUCAUCACAAGCAAAGUAGAAGGCAGGAAAACUGCAUAUCGCGCCUACUCAUAUAUGGUCGGCCGCAUUAUGUGAUCACGUUUAAUAAGAACUUAUGGUGUAAUUUAUUAUAGAUAAGUCAUGUCGCGCUUAAAGGGAAUUUUGUUCUCCUUUUUAAUGUUGUAUAGCAGCACUUUUGGUGCAAUCUUUUUCCUAACUCCUCUCAUUCCUCUGGUUUUCUUUCAACCAAAAGUAGGACGACAAAUGAUGGAUCAAAUGAUUUGGAUUUGGCAAAUUUAUGCCGUGUUUUUGAUUGAGAAACUGUGUGGGGUGAAGGUCGUGAUCACAGGAGAACCAGUAGGAUGUGACGAUAGCACCAUCAUUCUGAUGAACCACAGGACACGCUUUGAUUGGCUGUUUAUCUUUUCUUAUAUUCUGAGACACGGACCUCUACGUAGAUUUAAGAUCAGCAUGAAAGAUGUCCUUAAAUAUGUUCCAGGGCCUGGUUGGGCAAUGCAGUGUGCUGGUUACCUCUUUCUGCAGAGAAAAUGGGAGGCAGAUAAAAAGAUUAUACUGAGAUGCCUAACUUACUUUAGGAAGCUUGGAUACAAACCUCAGAUUCUCUUUUUCCCCGAGGGAACAGAUUUAACUGCCAACACAAAAGCUAGGAGUAACAGAUUUGCAGAGAAGAACAACUUGGAGCCCUAUGAAUAUGUUCUCCAUCCCAGAACUGCUGGCUUCUCAUUUCUAGUGGAAAAAAUGAGAGAAGUGAUUACUCUGGAUUCUAUUCUGGACGUCACCUUAGGAUACCCAGAAAACAUUCCACAGAAUGAAAUGGACAUCCUGGAAGGGAAGUUCCCUCGACAAGUUCACUUUCAUGUUGAGGCCCACCAGGAGGCCGAGUUACCCAGGGACAGGGAGGGGGUGGAGAGGUGGUGUCAGGAAUGCUGGCAAAGGAAGGAAAAAAAGCUGGAGGAAUAUUACACCAAAACCAAAGUGUUCAGCAAUAAGCCAAUCCAAACCUGUGUUAGGGACGAACAAGAGGUAGAACACUUGUUCAAGUUUGCCUGUUUGUUCUGGACUGUGUUUGAGAUUUGUGUUAUAGUGUUCUUGAUAUAUGCUCCUGUUCUCAGGUGGUUCUCUUUAUUCUCUAUCAUCACAUAUUUGUUGAUUAGUAAAUAUGGUGGAAUUGAUGCAUUAUUAGACAGCGAGGCAUCAGAUUUGUGUAAAUGAGAAGUUUAUAUCAUAAAUUUUAUCAUUAUACUGGUUUUGUAUAGGAUUUUUAAAUUUUAAAUAUCACAUGAAUUUUUCUGGAGUUUGUAAGAUUUGUAGAUUAUUUAUAAUGUUAAUAUUCUUAAUUUUAUCUUUUUACUUUGUUUUAUUGUAAAAAUUGUAUAUUCUUCAGAGUGUAUAGAAAAUGGCAGUUUUUGAAGAUUUUUAUAUGUACAAAUUUAUUCAGGGUGAUUGACCACAUCAGUUUGACAAUUUUUUUUUUCAGCCUUCAAACUUAAUUUAACAGUUAAGUUUUAUAAUUUACCUGCUACAUAUGAAUGCUAUCACAGGCAUGUAGUAGAAAAAUUAAUGUACCUACAGGUAAUACAAAUAUAAAAGUUUACUUCUGACACCCAAACAUUGUCAUUCAAAAUUAAAUCCAGAAUCAGCAUUAGUAGCAGAAUCUACCAAAGAUUUUUUUUUCCAGUCUACAUGUAUUACCUUUAAUACAUUUUUAAAAAAAACUUUAAUAGUUUUUGUAAACCCAUUACUUACUACAGGUGUAUAAAUGGAUGUCUUGCAGAAAACAAUUUAUUACAAAUCAAUAGCUUUAAUGUUUCAUUCUUAAACAAAAGCAGUGUUGUUGAAAUCAAAUAAUAGGCAUUUUUAUAAUUCCUCUUGAUAUUAACUUUUCACUACUCUGAGAGAUUAGGAUCUAUAAAGUUGGGGAGAGUUUUG